This is a messenger RNA of Mangifera indica (mango), 2082 nucleotides long. RefSeq lists its product as uncharacterized. NCBI's taxonomy places the organism in Eukaryota, Viridiplantae, Streptophyta, Magnoliopsida, Sapindales, Anacardiaceae. The coding region runs from base 1 to 2082 and encodes 693 amino acids. The record is from RefSeq and is a predicted model, not a curated record. The transcript has a single exon.
AUGGCUAUACCUGUCAUCAAUCAACAACCUUUGUGCAUUACCUAUCCAAACAUCGAUGCCAAUUUUGAACUCAAAUCAGGUUUGAUCCAUUUAUUGCCUACUUUUCGAGGAUUAUCAGGUGAGGACCCUCAUAAACACUUGAAAGAAUUUCAUGUGGUUUGUUCCACUAUGAAACCACAAGGGGUAAGUGAAGAGCAAAUUAAACUGCGUGCUUUCCCUUUCUCUUUAACUGAUAAGGCUAAGGAUUGGCUAUAUUAUUUACCAUCAGGUUCUAUCAAUAGUUGGGAUGAGCUUAAAAUACAAUUUUUAGAAAAUUUCUUUCCUACUUCUAGGGUCACCUCAAUUAGAAAAGAAAUAUGUGGGAUUAGGCAAUAUAGUGGGGAGACACUUUAUGAGUAUUGGGAGAGGUUUAAUCAGCUCUGUGCCAGUUGUCCCCAUCAUCAAAUUUCUGAUCAGCUAUUAAUUCAAUAUUUUUAUGAAGGUUUAUUGUUGUCUGACAGGAAUUUGAUCGAUACAGCAAGUGGUGGAGCUUUGGUUAAUAAAACUUUAACAGAAGCAAAGAGAUUGAUCUCAACAAUUGUCGCCAAUACUCAACAAUUUGGCAUUAGACAGGAUGCAAUGGUGAGAAGGGUUAAUGAGGUAAGCAAUAAUAAUCCUCUUAAGCAAAGACUUGAUAAACUCACCUCCUUGUUAGAAAAAUUUGUAGUGAAUCACCAACAAGUGAAGGCUUGCGGGAUCUGUUCGAACACAGAGCACUCUACAGAUGCAUGCCCUACACUUCAGAAGAACACACAUGAGGAUGUUAAUGUCGUAGGGGGUUAUCAGAACCAAAAGAGGUAUGAUCCAUACUCGAAUACCUAUAAUCCAGGAUGGAGAGAUCACCCGAAUUUCAAUUAUGGCCAAAAGAACAAUAACUUCCAACAGCCUGGAUACCAAAAUAGGUCGCCCCCUCCUCAAGCGUUUAAUCCAACACCCCUACCUCAGUCGAAAGGUAUGUCUCUUGAACAAAUUGUUACUGCGCUUGUUAAUAAUACACAACAAUUUCAACAGGAGACAAGGGCUAGCAUUCAGAAUCUAGAAAAUCAAGUCAGCCAAUUAGCUACUGUUGUGGGAAGAUUGGAAACUCAGAAUUUUGGUAGAUUGCCAUCUCAGAUUGUGGUGAAUCCAAAGCAAGAUGCAAAUUUUACUGAGAAUAUCAAUGCAAUCACCCUGCGGAGUGGUAAAGAAUUGAAGGAUCCUAAAAAGAAGAUUCCAAAAUAUGCAAGAGAAAAGGAGAUCGAAUGCGAAAUUGAGCCAAAAGAAGCCCAAAAAUUGUCACCUCCUGCAGAGAAGUACAUGCCACCUUUUGUGGUCACUCCACCUCCUUUCCCGAGCCAACUUGCAAAGAACAAAAAAGAACAACAAGAACAAGAGAUCCUUGAAGUGUUUCGCAAGGUUGAGGUAAAUAUUCCCCUUUUAGAUGCUAUUAAACAAGUUCCUAGAUAUGCUAAAUUCCUUAAGGAAUUAUGCACGUCAAAAAGAAAACUAAAAGGAGAUGAAAAAGUGCAUGUCAGUGAGAAUGUUUCAGCUGUUCUCCAAAGAAAAUUGCCUCAAAAGUGUAAGGAUCCAGGUAUGUUCACAAUCCCUUGCAAGAUUGGUAAUGUUAAAGUUCAGAAAGCUAUGAUAGAUCUAGGAGCAUCUAUUAAUGUCAUGCCUAGCUCAAUUUAUCAUUCUUUAAAUGUCGGACCUUUAAAACCCAUCGGUGUAAUAAUCCAAUUAGCUGAUAGGUCCAAUGCAUAUCCCGAAGGGGUGUUAGAAGAUGUUCUUGUUCAAGUUAAUGAAUUGAUUUUUCCUGCUGACUUUUAUGUUCUUGACAUGGAAGAUGAUAACUCAUCUAAAUCAGUCCCAAUUUUGCUAGGAAGACCUUUUCUUAAGACAUCUAGAACAAAAAUUGAUGUUUCGGAAGGUACUUUAACUAUGGAAUUUGAUGGUGAAGUAAUUAGAUUCAAUAUUUAUGAAGCCAUGAGAUUCCCUAGUGAUGUCAAUUCAGUUUUUGUUGUUGAUGUAAUCGAUUCCCUAGCUCAACAAAUUUUUGAGUUGUAG